ACGUGGUCAUAAAAGGGGGGCGGGGCUGAACCAUGUGUUCUCAUGCUGUAGGCAAGUUCUACAAGACACAAAGCUCUGGAAAAGAAGACAAUAAAUCAACUCCAGUACCCAGUCAAGCAAAAGAACCUCCUCAAGAUGAAGCCUUGAGCACCAAAAGACAUGGUGCUGUGAAGAGAGAAGCAAGUGAGGUAAUUACUACUAAACCAACCAAGAAGACAUGCUAUCUCACCCCUGAGCCGCUAUGGAGACUGUUUCCACGCCAGCAAAUGGCAUUUGAUUUCUCAAGAUCUUGCUAUCAGAGUUCUGCCGUGUUUGCAUUUGAGUCCGAGGUGUUGGGCACCACAGGACAGAGGAAAUAUCUCGUGACCACUUACUACGAGUUUGGACAACGAUAUCUUGAUAAGAAAGGCCCCAGGCAUUAUUACGAGGUGAUUGUAGAGGAUUCUGCCUGUCGACUGUAUUUUGAUAUAGAGUUCAAGACAGAACUGAACCAGAACACGGAUGGUAAUUCAGCACUGGGGACAUUCAUUCAAUACAUUUGCUACCAGCUGUACGUGCAUUUUGGGCUGAGCUGUGACCGUGGCAACAUACUGGACCUGGAGUCUAGUGCCCCCAGCAAGUUUUCAAGACACCUUAUAUUUCAUCUCCCGUUAGCUGUCUUCAAAAACAACAUCCAUGCAGGUCAAUUUGUUCACCAUUGCUGCGAUGAAUUGAGGGCAUUUCAAUCAGCCUCAGACGCAGGAGAGCAGCAAGCCUACAGCCAGCACUUCCCAGAGCCUGUCAAGAAGAAAAGAAGCAAGGAUCCACCUCCUUGUCCAACUGGCUUAGAACUGAAGAGAUUAUUUGUUCUCAACGAGCAAGGGAAAACAGUACUGCUUUGCGAUGAAGGCGUGUACACUCGUAAUAGGAAUUUUCGUCUCUACUUAUCGAGCAAACUGGGCAAGGGGGUUCCCCUCCUGGUGUCCAAGGACAGCCGAUUCAGGAGCUCCUAUGGUGAAGACUCUAAUCAUAGAAGGAGGAGUCAAAAAUUCAACACUCUCAUGGACUCUCUCGUCUGUAAUGUCAGCUUUAACAGCUGCUCCAGAGUGUUGGAAUUCACUUCAGCCGAGCCUAAGAUAACUAAAUCAUCAGCUACUGCCGUCAGCAGUCGUGAGGGUGGAGGAAAUCAGCUGUCUCCCUUCCCAUUGGUCGACGCUCACAUCACCAGUACCCUCACAAGAGGAGGAGCUCAGGGGAACAUCAGACGGUGGACUUACUUCUCUCAAGGAAAGCAGAUUGUGUAUGACAUUCAGCACAACAGAUGGUGCGAGAAUAUUGGCAGAACUCACAGAAGUAACAACAUAAUGAUCAUAGCUGACUUAAUGAGAGGUGUGUUCUAUCAGAAAUGCCAUGAUCCAGAGUGUAAGAGAGCCAACUUCAGAGGAAAUGAAAAGCGUCUCCCAGCUGUCUGUAAUCCUGUCCCCAAUCAACUCCUCAAUAGUGCUGAGUCAGGAGAUAAUCUGAGCACCCUCUUGGGAGGAGACAUUACUGACAGAGAUAUUUGUGAAAUGGAGGCCGGUGGUUUCGACACCGAGGAGCCGGAACAAACACGCUGCGGAUCACCUGACUGGGUGGAUGGGCUUAUGCUCGAGGCACUGGCAGAGUACGAGGCUACACAAGGGACAGCUGCCAACUCUCCUCCACCAGAAACUGAUUACAAUAUAUCAAUUGAAGAGAUGAACUCUUUUUGCGAAGACAUUGAUGAGAUUUGACCUAUAUCAAUUUUUAUGUAUUCAGCAGUUUCAAAGUAAUUGCUUCAAAA
This is a messenger RNA of Halichondria panicea, 1801 nucleotides long. RefSeq names its product DNA-directed primase/polymerase protein-like. The record is from RefSeq and is a predicted model, not a curated record. Gene Ontology annotation, molecular function: chromatin binding; DNA-directed DNA polymerase activity. The coding region runs from base 33 to 1751 and encodes 572 amino acids. The transcript has 14 exons. NCBI's taxonomy places the organism in Eukaryota, Metazoa, Porifera, Demospongiae, Suberitida, Halichondriidae. Gene Ontology annotation, cellular component: nucleus; mitochondrial matrix. Gene Ontology annotation, biological process: error-prone translesion synthesis; response to UV; mitochondrial DNA replication.